AUGGAUUUGGAAAGUCGCAUCAAGGCAUAUCGGUUCGUGGCCUAUUCCGCAGUCACGUUCUCCGUGGUUGCCGUAUUAUCCGUUUGCGUGACCUUACCUAUGGUUUAUAACUACGUCCAUCAUGUACGCCGUCAAAUGCACAAUGAAAUAACAUUUUGCAGGGGGUCAGCGAAAGAUAUCUGGGCAGAAGUACAUGAGCUAAAGAACAUUCCUUUUACGAAGAAUCGUACAAGUCGUCAAGCUGGUUAUGGAGGCGGUGAUAUUGGUGUCAGCGGUGGUCAGACAACGCAAGGAGGUGCUUGCGAUGCAUGCUGCUUACCAGGAGCAGUGGGACCGCAGGGUCCACCUGGCAAACCCGGUAAACCAGGCAAACCUGGAGCUCCAGGCUUACCCGGUAAUCCUGGCAAACCACCGAGUCGGCCUUGUGAACAGGUCACACCACCACCGUGCAAGCCAUGUCCACCAGGACCACCUGGACCACCUGGACCUCCUGGACCACCUGGAGAUGCCGGUGAACCAGGGGCGCCAGGUCGACCUGGAGCAGAUGCACCACCAGGUGAACCUGGACCGAAAGGACCGCCAGGACAAGUUGGAGAACCUGGACCACAAGGACCACCAGGAGAUCCCGGUGCACCUGCCCCAAGCGAACCUCUUAUUCCUGGAGAACCUGGGCCUCCCGGAGAACCAGGAGUACCAGGACCACCCGGACCACCAGGCCGAUCAGGCAGUGAUGGUGCACCAGGUCCAGCUGGACCAAAGGGACCACAAGGUCCAGAUGGCCAACCGGGAGCAGACGGUGCACCAGGACAACCGGGACCACCAGGACCACCAGGAAGCCCGGGUGAAAGAGGAAUCUGUCCAAAGUAUUGUGCCAUUGAUGGUGGUGUAUUUUUCGAAGACGGUACUCGUCGUUAA
This is a messenger RNA of Brugia malayi, 915 nucleotides long. RefSeq lists its product as uncharacterized. The record is from RefSeq and is a predicted model, not a curated record. Lineage: Eukaryota; Metazoa; Nematoda; Chromadorea; Rhabditida; Onchocercidae. Gene Ontology annotation, molecular function: structural constituent of cuticle. The transcript has 3 exons. The coding region runs from base 1 to 915 and encodes 304 amino acids.